This is a messenger RNA of Rana temporaria (common frog), 3781 nucleotides long. RefSeq names its product FYVE, RhoGEF and PH domain containing 3 (gene FGD3). NCBI's taxonomy places the organism in Eukaryota, Metazoa, Chordata, Amphibia, Anura, Ranidae. The record is from RefSeq and is a predicted model, not a curated record. The transcript is spliced from 19 exons. The coding region runs from base 186 to 2888 and encodes 900 amino acids. Gene Ontology annotation, biological process: filopodium assembly; cytoskeleton organization. Gene Ontology annotation, cellular component: cytoplasm. Gene Ontology annotation, molecular function: guanyl-nucleotide exchange factor activity; metal ion binding.
AAGCUUCCCGAGUGAUAGAGAGCACAAGACAGCGCUCGCUGUUAGCAAGGCUCAUCCUCUGAGCAGGGACUAUGGUCCUUGGCACACCACCACCCUAUAUUUAAGGCUCUGUCUUCUCAUCUGCAGAAAGGAGUGUCAGAGAAAGCAAACUGGAAGUCCAGGCGUCUCAUCCUUCCAGGGGGACUAUGAGCAGGAUGACUGGGAUGAGAUCCAGCACUCAGCCAGGGGCAGAUGGUUGUGGCUGUACAACUUUUCAAGUCAAGUGUCACAUUGAAUUAAGUCCAUUCAUUAAGACUCCGCACGCUAGCCCAAUACCAUGUAUUCAGCAAGCUGGAAAGAAGCCGCGGGCAAAAGCACUGCCAAUCAGAAAGUCAAAUCUAGAAAAACCUCAAGUACCUCCUAAGCCAACCCAUCUACUAUCAGGAGGCCAGGGGAAGCCUGGCCAGAAAAUUCCUCCUGCUCCCUCAAGACCUCUGCCUUCUGCACCGAAAGUCACCAGGCGAACGAGGGAGAAGAUCCAGUCUGACAGAUCUGACAUCAGCGCUCUCAUUCAAAAGUUUGAAAAUAUCAGACAACCUACACAACUUAUCAAACGCAAUCGUCACAACGCCUAUCUCAAAAUGGAACCUGGCUCAGGACCUUCCAAAUGCCCUUGCCCUUCAAGGAAAGAUUCAGCGGUUGAGGGUGGAUUGUCUGCUGAUGAACUGACUGGUGCGGAGGAUAAUGAACCUGCUAUUUCUCACAAUACUGACCUCUCGAGUCCUGAUAAUGUUAAAUUUAAGGAGCUAAGUAUCACUGACAUCAACAACUGUGGGGAAAGCUCAUCCAUGCAUCGAAAUGGGGAACCUACUAGGGACAAUGGCAACGAGGAACUUACAGUAGAUCAGAACGAUAAUGGUAAAAUUCCCAAUCGAGACAGCGGUAUCGACAGCCCUUCGUGUAGCGUGGUAGGGGAGGUGUUUUCAAAUGAAGAGACUGCAGAGCAGAGGAAACUUACGUUACCUGUCACCACACAUGAGAUAAGUAACAGUGUCUCUGUGGAUCAGAAGAGGGACUCCACUCAGGAUGAAGAUAGUGACAUGGAUGAAGGAAGCAGUGAAGAACACGAAAGCACAGAAUUGACAAAAACUGAGAUUAUCGACACCACAAAGUGCACAGAAGCCCAGAAGCUGUUUAAUAUUGCAAAUGAGCUGCUCCACACUGAAGAAGCCUAUGUGAAAAGGCUACAUCUCCUUGAUCAGGUAUUCUGCACAAAAUUAGCUGCAGCGGGUAUUCCACCUGAGGUGACGACGGGUAUAUUUUCUAAUAUUUCAUCCAUCUACUGCUUUCAUGGCCAGUUCCUGUUGCCUGAACUGAAGACGCGGAUUACCCAGGAGUGGAGUACAAACCCACGGAUUGGAGACAUCCUACAAAAGCUGGCGCCAUUCCUUAAGAUGUACGGAGAAUAUGUAAAGAACUUUGAUAAGGCUAUGGAUAUGGUAAACACCUGGACUCAGAGGUCUCCUGUCUUCAAAGAGGUUAUCCACACUAUUCAGAAAGAUGAGGUUUGUGGGAACCUCACACUGCAGCAUCACAUGCUGGAGCCGGUUCAACGGAUUCCCCGCUAUGAACUUCUUCUGAAAGAUUAUUUAAAGAAACUGCCGGAGGACUCGCUUGAUCGGAAAGAUUCGGAGAAGUCCCUUGAGCUUAUUUCCACUGCAGCGAAUCACUCAAAUGCAGCCAUUCGGAAGAUGGAAAAGAUGAACAAACUGCUGGAGGUGUAUGAACGGCUGGGAGGCGAAGAGGACAUUGUGAAUCCCGCCAAUGAACUCAUUAAAGAGGGACACAUCCAAAAACUAUCCGCAAAGAAUGGGACCGCGCAGGACCGCUACCUGUACCUGUUUAACAUCAUGAUUCUAUACUGCGUUCCAAAACUCAGGUUGAUGGGACAGAAGUUCAGUGUACGGGAAAAGAUUGACAUUGCUGGAAUUCAGAUCCAGGAAAUUGUAAAACCAAACUCAUCUCAUACUUUUCUGAUAACGGGGAAGAAGCGGUCACUAGAACUGCAAGCCAGGACUGAAGAGGAGAAAAGAGAAUGGAUCCAGGUUAUCCAAGCAACGAUUGAAAAGCACAAACAGAACAGUGAAACAUUUCGAGCGUUUAACAGUUCCUUCUCCCGCGAAGAAGACCAUUGUCCAGACUCGCCGAUAGCAACCCCUGUAUCAUGUGAUUCUGCACCCGGAUCAGAUGGCUGCAAUUCACCCGGAGGACCAGAAUCAUUUAGAAAGUCUUCUAAAAUAAAACGGGACAAGGAAAAGCAUGGUUGUAAAGGCUGUGGGGAAACCUUUAACUCGAUUACAAAAAGAAGACAUCACUGCAAGCAGUGUGGGGCGGUCAUUUGUGCAAAGUGUUCAGAAUUCAAGCUCCUUGCGGAAAACAAUCGUCAUAAUCGUGUUUGUAAAGACUGCUUCUCUCCGAACUCUGCGGCGUCUAGUCCCGGGGGAACUGACAUCCCAGAAAUUAAGAAGAAAGCUAAUGUAGAGAGGCGAAUUUCCCUGUCUCCGGAAAGCAGCGUCAUGAGUAGCACCAUCCUUUUCCUGGAAAAGGGGAAGACGUGGUACAAAAUGUGGGCUUGUGUCCCCAAGAAUGAACCUCUUGUCAUGUAUCUCCAGGGCUCCAGUCAGGAUGUCCGACCUCAACGUGCCAUACCUCUGCCAGGCUAUGACGUCAGCUUACCAAGUGCCAGUGAUAAGGUGGACUUAAAGCAUGUAUUCAAAUUAAGCCAAUCCCAGCAAACGUUGUUUUUUAGUGUUGAAGAUGAGGAACUACUGAUUAAGUGGAUGGGGCUUCUAAGUCGAGCAUCUAAAGGAGAAUUGACAGAGGAGGUGGAAUGUCCUGAGAACGUCUAAAUUUCAACAUUCCGAAAACUUUUAAUAGACAUUUCUUUAAGGAAAAAAAACAAAAGUUUAUCUGAAGUUUGACAACCAAGUAACUUUCCUGACAUGCUCAUGUCUACAUAUUAACAUCUGUGGUGUUCCCCAUUUUCUGUAAAUUUCCAUAUUUGUACUUGUGUACAAUGCGUAACCUGUGUCCUGUGCCUCUAAAUAGGCAGCUCUUUUGACCGGCGUCUCGAGACUGCAGUUAUAGCACAAAAUUUCUUCAGCCUACUGUUUUGUAUAUGUGUAUUUAAGAAAACAAAUUCUAAAUCCCGUUUAGUGCAGAUUGUAUCUGUGAAAAAGUUUUAAUGACUAUCACCUUGCCCAGAGUGGAAAGAUCACAUGACUGCAGACAUGUGAUUACAGUACCGUACCGAUCUCACCACAGCAGAAAUGGAACCGGACUUGAACUUGUGCAGCUAUUGAUCAUUCCUACACUUCUAACCUCUUGGAUGCCCGAAAGUAACAGCCAUUUUGUCGUAACUGUCAGAUAUUGAAUAUUGCAAUCAAGAGUGUGUCUACCCAUUUGGCAUGUUGUUUACCGAUAGUGAUGGGGGAAAAAAAAAAGUUAAUCAAGUGUUGUAUUUAUGUGAAGUAUUAAGCAAUUUGUACCAGAACAAUCCAUAUACUCCAUAUGUGAAAAGACCCCAGAUGAAGCACCUUCUGCAUGUUUAAAUGGCCGUAGACUCAUUUUUUUUAAAGUCUAUGAAACAACUUUUUAGCACUGCUGGGAACAUACGUUUUUUUAAUUGUUCUUUCUUGUUAACCCUGUGUUUUUAUUUAUGAUUUGUAAAUAAUGUUACAUACAUAUUUUCAGACAUUUUAAAAAGAAAAAUAAGCUAUUAAAAAAGUUUAGCACACGUUGA